AUGACACCAGUAGAGGGUCACAGCAACUGGGCAGGUGAGGUGAGACCUUUCUGCAAGAGAGUAGUUUCCUGCCAACAGUAACUCUGGAAUGCUGCCAGUAUAGGCUACCUCUCUCAGCCACUGAUUUGUGAAUCUAUUGUGACCGUCACUGAUAAUGGUAUCAUGUCCCUUUUCCCAGCGCCGCAUCCUUCGUGGAUUUGUGUCUGACAGUAGAGAUGUAGAUGCCAAGCUGAUGGUGUAUGGGGACCAGUGCUGUAGAAUGCCUCAUUACUAGUAGAAGUCUUCAUCCACUGUUGGCCGCUCCAAAUUUGCUCCCUACCUCUCCCCCUUGGCCCUAACCCUUUGUUGUUUUUUAUCACCCUCUCUCCUCUCUCUCUCCUAGUGAACAGGCCAGCCUGAGGCAGCAGGUGGUGGAGGAGGACACAGAGGAUUGGCAGAGAAGUCCAGACUUCACCGGGCUGGAGAGGGUCGGUGGAGUGGACCUGUCGUUCAUCAAAGGAGAUGACGUCAACGCCUGUGCCCAGCUAGUGGUACUCAGCUACCCAGACCUAGAGGUAAGACACUGACUCGGACCAUUUCUAUGCUAAUGCAAACCAUGGGCUGUAUCUUAAUGCUAUACAUUUGUUUCCUUUUCUCCUCUGCCUCAUAGGGACUGUUUGAGCAUACUGGAUGA
Coregonus sp. 'balchen' is the source of this 673-nucleotide messenger RNA. Lineage: Eukaryota; Metazoa; Chordata; Actinopteri; Salmoniformes; Salmonidae. The record is from the annotation of a GenBank genome assembly.